CCCUAAAAAUUCUUCUCCUUCCUGCGCCGGCCUCCCUCUCGGCUCACUCUCCCCCAGCCGCCGAUCUCUCUCUCUCUCGGAAACCUCGUGCCACCGGGAUCCUCCCUUAAAAUCACCAUGACGGAUAGCGAAGUUACGUCCCCAAACACCACCUCUAAAUCCCCACAUCUUGCCUUCACCACCAUCUCUAAUGUCAAACUCCAUGUCCCCAUUCAACUAAGCUUUUCUCAACCCAAUUAUAAAAAGUGGAGCCGAUUAUUUCUUCUUCUCGUUCGGCGCUUCAAUCUCCAUGGUUACAUCUAUGGAUCCGUCGUCCCUACCUCUGACGACGACGAUGAAUGGUUCCAACGGGAUGCUCUUCUUCAAAACUGGAUUCUCUCCACAAUCACCGACGAGGUUUCGGACCUUGUCAUCUCUUCCACCACCUCUGCAUCCUCUCUCUGGAAGGUGAUUCAUGAUCUCUUUCACGACAAUAAACAUGCUCGUGCCAUGCAACUCGAGCACCAAUUCCGUACUACCGUCAAAGGGAACACCCCCAUGGCUACUUAUUGUCAAAAUCUCUUCAACAUCGCCGAUUGGUUAGACGAUGUCGAUGCGCCGGUAUCGCAAAAUCAACUUGUUCUUCAGAUGCUACGCGGACUGCCGGAGGAUCUUCAGGCUCAAACUUCGUUCCUCCAGUUUCAAGAUCCGAUGCCCACGGUCCUUCAAGCCCGAUCGGCUCUCCUUUUGUUGGAACGGCAACGCUCACCGCUGGACAACCACGACACUACGGCUCUCGUUGCACGAUCGGGCGGUUCUUCCCACCCUGGGGGUUACGGCAGCAACUUCAUGCCGCAGGGCAGCGGCUACACCGGCGGGAAGCAGGGCGGCUUUGGCAGCGGCUACAGCGACGGCUCCUCAGGACAGCGCAGCGGCUAUGGGCGAGUUAUUACAUACAGAUUUAUGGCAAUCUCCUGUUCCAAGUGUUACUGGUUUUAAAUUUUAUAUGAUACUAUUGGAUGAUUUUUCUCAUUACUUAUGGGUUUUUCCGUUAAGACACAAAAGUGAUGCCACUACUCAUUUAAAUUCAUUUGUAGCUUAUGUGAAAAAUCAUUUUAAUACUACCAUUAAAACUGUACAGUGUGA
Molecule: messenger RNA, 1125 nt
Organism: Cuscuta campestris
Lineage: Eukaryota; Viridiplantae; Streptophyta; Magnoliopsida; Solanales; Convolvulaceae
Source: the annotation of a GenBank genome assembly